GUGCCAUGUGGCGAUAAGUUAGGUUGUCACUUUAGAUGUACCAGAACCAAUCCACAGCUUUAGUAUACAACAUGGGAGACCACAACGGCUUAGGCAGCCUGCCGCGUCAUGUCGAUCGCAAAGCCCUCUAUACAGAUCUUGAAGCUCGCGUUCGCUAUCUGCAACAGUUUAUUGGCUUCACUGCCGAUGAUGCUAUUGCACUAAAUAAAGGAGCCAAAUACAUCAAAGCACUAGCACCCACCCUUGUCGAUCGUGUAUACUCCAAGCUCCUGGAGGCAGAUAUUACAGCCCGUGUAUUCAAGACCCGCAGCACAACGUCGGAGGAGGAUCUUGACGAGUAUCCCGAGUUCAAAAGCCCCUAUAUACAAUGUCGCCGAAUGUUCCUCCGCUGGUACAUUACUCGAAUAUGUUCUGAUCCGACCAAGAUGGAAUUCUGGGCGUACCUCGACAAAGUCGGGCGUAUGCAUACGGGGAAAGACCGCAUGAUCUCCUUUGAUGUGGAAUACAUACACAUCGGCGCGUGUCUCGGGUAUAUUCAAGAUGUGCUCAUCGAAGGAGUCAUGGGGUGCGAGAAGAUGUCCCUCCCCUUUCGGGUUGCGCUGAUCCGUGCACUGGGGAAAGUGAUCUGGAUUCAGAAUGAUCUGUUUGCUCGAUGGCGAUGUAGGGACGGUGCCGAGUUUGAGGCGGAAGUUGAAGCGGUCCAUCGAGAUCAGAAACCGACAACGAACGCGACUAACGUCAAUGCGAAGACACGCGAUCAGCGGGAUGAGGAGACAAGCAGCGUACGGAGUAACUCAUCUUUUCGGGCAGAAUCUGCUAGCAUCUUCUCCGAUCGUCAGUCGACUGCACGCACAUCAAUCAGCAUUGGGACACCGCAGGUGGCCACGGAUUUUCCUGCUUGCCCGUUUUCAUCCGACUAUGCGCCGUCGUACGAAACAAAGGUUUGGUCUGAUACAGAGUCUGGUCGCUGCUCUCGGUGACUCGAGAAUAUAAUGGUAAGCAAGAAGAACAAUUCAUGGAGACCUACAUGUACGCACGCAAACUACUUUACAAUAGAAUGCCUCUACCACCGAAUUAUGUAUAUACCGAGCAGCAUAGCGUACAUAUCAUCGGUCUGUCCUUAUAAUGCUAUUUAAACGACGUAUUGCAAGAA
Molecule: messenger RNA, 1153 nt
Organism: Aspergillus vadensis CBS 113365
Lineage: Eukaryota; Fungi; Ascomycota; Eurotiomycetes; Eurotiales; Aspergillaceae
Product: protoglobin family protein
Exons: 3
Coding region: 72-980 (302 amino acids)
Molecular function (GO): heme binding; oxygen binding
Source: RefSeq, a predicted model, not a curated record